This is a messenger RNA of Grus americana (Whooping crane), 858 nucleotides long. Its product is annotated as PHD finger protein 7-like. The transcript has 5 exons. NCBI's taxonomy places the organism in Eukaryota, Metazoa, Chordata, Aves, Gruiformes, Gruidae. Gene Ontology annotation, cellular component: nucleus. The record is from RefSeq and is a predicted model, not a curated record.
AUGCCCACAGCCUGCGCCCGGCCCGGAGGGGGGCUGCUCUGCUCUUUCCAGCGCUGCUUCGUUUGCGGCGAGGCGGGCGCCACCAUCACCUGCCAGCAGAAGGGAUGCGACCGCAGCUUCCAUCUCCCUUGCGCCUCAGAGGGUGAAUGUGUCACCCAGUUCUUCGGGCUGUACAGGUCCUUCUGCUGGGAGCACCGCCCAGAGCAGGCAGUGCAGGCCGCUCCAGAGCACAACACCACCUGCAUCAUCUGCCUGGGCCUCGUGGAGGACAAAAAGUCCUACCACACCAUGGUGUGCCCAGCAUGCCAACACGCCUGGUUCCACCGGACCUGCAUCCAGAAGCAGGCUAUCCAUGCCGGCGUCUGCUUCCGCUGCUUGCGUUGCCAAAGCAAAGAUGAGUUUGUGAUGGAAAUGCUCACCAUGGGGAUUCGAAUCUCCAAGAGACAACCGUCACGGGAGAGCGACCAGGCAUUUGGACUGGUGUAUCAGAGGCACAUCCGCUGCAGUGCCAGCAAGUGCCUUUGUCUGGGAGGCAGGGAGCAGGCAGAGGAAGAGGGGUCCUGGCAAAUGCUCCUGUGUAGCUCCUGCGCAGCCAAAGGCAUCCACAGGCGCUGCUCCUACCUGAGGAACAGCGCAACCACCUGGCAGUGUGACUGCUGUGCUGGCCUGGGCCCUGGUAAGAGGCAAAGCACCCGGGUGUCCCCCGCGCUGGGGCCAGGGGCCAGGCUAGGCCUGGUAGCAGGGACUUAGGUUGGGCUUGGCUUCAGGAGGGCUGUGGGCACCACGAUGGCCUCUCCUGCCCCGGGGCUGGGUGGCCGUGCUGCUGACCUUCCUGCCCCCCCUCGCAGGCGCCAGUGA